AUGAAGAAAACCUCCAUUCCCGAUAUCUGCCAGACCAUCAAAUCCUCCUCGAUCGGCCUGCAGUUGUUUGCGAUAAGUUUGGUGUCAUCAUCCUCUGGUAUCUCCCCUGGAGCUAUCGAUAUAGACAUACAGCAUGAUUUUUACAAACCCAUCUGGUCUCGGCAACUCUUAAACGAGAUGGAAGGUCUUUGUCAGGCAAUGCAGAGACCGGCGGCGCUCAUUGCUGCCGCCUUGAGAGUCAUGCACCCUGACCUCUAUCGGGCAUCAUUAGCAACACAGCUGGCCCUUGGCCUCGGGGCAGCAGAAAAGAAAUUGGAUGAAAUGGGUGCUCGCCUCAGAGAGUGGGCAUCCGUAUUUACAGCUGUCGCCGUUUCCCAUCCCCAAUGGUUCAAUGUCAUGACUAGCAUCGGCAAUUAUGGAGCGGCAAGGAUGAAGAUGCCGAAUAUAGGGAUUGAAAUUGUCUAUGGUCCAGGCGCCAUGGCUGUUGGUUCAGGGAGAAUUAUCAGGCAUGGGGUGGAUAUGGACACCGGCCGAAUAGCCUGGGUGUGGUAUAUGAGGGAUGAUGUACAUGAGUUUGUAGAUAUGCCCCGAGCUGACUACUCACGGUACAACUCAAUAGUCAGCGGCACCAAAAUCAGGACUUGA
This is a messenger RNA of Suillus paluster, 645 nucleotides long. RefSeq lists its product as uncharacterized. The coding region runs from base 1 to 645 and encodes 214 amino acids. Lineage: Eukaryota; Fungi; Basidiomycota; Agaricomycetes; Boletales; Suillaceae. The transcript is spliced from 4 exons. The record is from RefSeq and is a predicted model, not a curated record.